Molecule: messenger RNA, 1257 nt
Organism: Hevea brasiliensis (rubber tree)
Lineage: Eukaryota; Viridiplantae; Streptophyta; Magnoliopsida; Malpighiales; Euphorbiaceae
Product: endochitinase
Exons: 3
Coding region: 37-996 (319 amino acids)
Biological process (GO): chitin catabolic process; defense response to fungus; cell wall macromolecule catabolic process
Molecular function (GO): chitinase activity; chitin binding
Source: RefSeq, a predicted model, not a curated record
CCUUCCUUUCUCCUCUUCCCUCACAAACCAGAAAAAAUGAAGUUACACAAUCUCAUCCUCUUCGCCUUGGCUUUGCUCUUGCUGGAUGCCUCAUCAGCAGAACAAUGUGGAAAACAAGCUGGGAAUGCUCUGUGUCCCAGUGGCUUAUGUUGUAGCCAGUAUGGUUGGUGUGGCUCCACACCUGACUACUGCAGCGCUGGUAACUGCCAGAGCCAGUGUCCUGGUAGCUCCACCCCCACACCGUCUCCGCCCACCCCUAGCAAUGGCGAUGUUAGCAGCAUAAUCACCCCAGCUCUUUUCGAUCAAAUGCUCAAGUAUCGAAACGAUGGGAGAUGCCAAAGUAAUGGAUUCUACACUUACAAUGCUUUUAUCUCUGCGGCAAGUUCUUUUAGUGGCUUUGGCACCACCGGAGAUCUUAAUACCCGUAAAAAGGAGCUUGCUGCUUUCUUGGCCCAAACCUCUCAUGAGACUACAGGAGGGUGGCCUGAGGCACCAGAUGGACCAUAUGCAUGGGGAUAUUGCUUUAUUAGGGAAAAUGAUCGUCAAACUUAUUGUUCAUCAAACGAAUGGCCAUGCCCUGCGGGUAGACAAUACUAUGGCCGCGGCCCAAUUCAACUCACUCACAACUACAACUAUGGUCGGGCAGGUAAUGCUCUCAGGGCAGAUCUCAUAAACAAUCCGGAUCUGGUAGCAACCGACCCCGUCAUAUCUUUCAAGACAGCGAUAUGGUUUUGGAUGACCCCUGAUGGAAACAAGCCAUCAAGCCACAAUGUUAUCAUUGGACAAUGGACACCGUCUGACGCUGACAGGGCAGCUAAUAGAGUCCCAGGCUAUGGUGUCAUCACCAACAUUAUCAACGGUGGAAUCGAGUGUGGUCACGGCACCGAUGAUAAGGUGGCUAAUAGAAUUGGCUUCUACCGAAGAUAUUGCGACAUUUUGGGUGUCACCCCAGGGGACAACCUCGAUUGCUAUAAUCAAAGGCCCUUUAAUCAAUAAACUUUGUGAUAUGAUUGUAAGAUUUAUAUUUAAAUCUCAACUAAAAUUUAAUUAAUAAAAAAUAAAAGUCAUUUGCUUACAUUGUAUUUUAAAUUAUUAAUUAAGUGUAAUAAUAAAAUCAAUAAUUAAUCUCAACUGCGUAGAUCAUGCACCUCAUAUGAUAUCAGUAUGUGUCUCUGAUACUUUUCCUUUUCUUUCAUUCAUAGGAGGUUAAACAGUUCACCAGCGAACUCAAUAAAAAGUAGUUCUCUUUUUCUAUCC